Molecule: messenger RNA, 2046 nt
Organism: Paramecium sonneborni
Lineage: Eukaryota; Ciliophora; Oligohymenophorea; Peniculida; Parameciidae
Source: the annotation of a GenBank genome assembly
AUGGAAAUACAUGAAUAAAUCCCAGAAGAUCCAAAGUUACUAUUGUUAACAAUGGAAUUGAAUAGAAUAGCAUAUGAAAGAUAGAUUAUCAAAUCAAAAGAAGAUUUUGAAAAGAAUUCCAAUAGUUCUAAUAAAGAUAAUCUCUAAAUUAAGGAAUAUGAAAAAUAGAUAAAAUAAUUGUAAGAGGCUUUAGAUAAAAAAGAUUUAAAAAUAGACUAAUUAAAUCAAGAAUUAAAUUAAGAAAAAUAAAAAAAUUAACAGCUUCAAAAAUCAAUUGAAAGUGCUUAAAAAUAAUUUUAAUAACCUAAAGAAGCUAAAAUAUUAUCACAAGCUGAUUAAAAAGCACUUCAAUAAUUACUCUUAACUAAAUAAAAUAGAUAACCUUAGGUUUAACCCCCGAUUAUGCAAACUGUUUAAUAAAAAGGAAAUCAAAUUUAUAAAUUAAAUGCAAACUCUCAAUCAUAAUAGCCUAAUUUAUUUUAAUAACAACAAUAAUAAUAUCAAUAACAAUAAUAAUAAUAUCAAUAAUAAUAAUAAUAAUAAUAAUAUCAAUAAUAAUAAUCAUAACAACAAUAAUAAAAGGCAUCAUCAUCAAAACAUGCAACCAGUUAAUAAAAUAAAGUCUAUUAAUAAUAACAUCCUUAAUAUCUUUAGUAAUAACCAGUUAUUAUCUAAUAAGGACAACCAAUUUAAAAUUAUGUAAGAAGAUGAUGAUGAAAUAUAUAUUAAAAUAAAUAUUAAAAAUAAAAUUAAUCAUUUCAAUUUAAUGGAAGCACAAGACAAUGAAAGAUGGGGUGACCUUUAGGUUUAAAUAGAUCAUUAAAGUCAAAUAAUAAGAAGUAAUAUUGUUUAAUAUUGUAGCUUAAUAGGAGGAAAUAAACUAAUAUAAAUAAGUGAUAUCAAGUUAUAAAACAUAAAUAAGCUAGAUUGAAAAUAAAAUGAUUUAGUUUACUUAAGCAGAAGUGUUAUUAAGAGAUGCAAAUCACAGAAAUGAUAUUUUGAUAGCAGAAAUUGAAAGAUUAAAUGUUAUCGUUUUUCAAUAAGGAAAUGAAGUAGAGGAAUGGAAAAAUAAAGCAUAGCGUUUGGAUUUAGCUUUAUAAGAAUAUAAAUAAUUUGAACUAAGUAAUAGAGAUAUGGUUCUUAAAGCAGCUAGAUUGGCUGAAGAAGUAGAAAGAUUGAAAGAUUUAUUAACCAAAAAAUAACUUGACUAUUAAUAACUUCAAUUAGAACUCAAUUAAGCAUUAUAAGAAUUAGAAGAUGAAAGAAAUAAAGUUAAAUAACUUGAAGAUAGAUUAGCUGAAUUAGAAUCAGAAACUCCCACUGAAAAAGCUUUAAAAUAAAUUCUGAUUCAAAAAACAGAAAUUAUAAGACUUUAAUAAUUAAUCUAAAGUCUUAAUAAUAAAAUUUAAUUAUUAUAAUAAGAAAAUGAUGAAUUAAACACUAAAUAUAAUAAUUAAUUAAGAGCAAAUGAUGAUUUGAGAACCUCAGCUGAAGCAAAUGAGAAAAAAGCAAAAAAGGCUGAAUUAGAUCUUUAAAAAGCUUUGGAUGAAAUAGAAAGAUUGAAAAAAUAAUUGUCUGAUUUAUAAAACUCUCAAUAAGCUUCAUAAAAUGCAUCAUAAGGAAUGGAUUAAUAAAAAGUAGAUUAAAUGUAAGAUUUAAUUUAUAGCUUAUAAAAAUAAUUAAGAGAAACAGAUGAUAAUUCAUUAGAUACACUUUAAAAACUUAGAGAUGCUGAAAAUAGGAUAAAAUAAUUAGAAAGAUAAAUUAAGGAUAUGGAAAUUUAAAAUUAAAUGGUAUAAGAUAGAUUAAAAGCUUAAUAAUUAUUAUAAUCCUAAAUCAAUAAUAGCAGUAAUUUAUAAGUCAAUCCUACAGAUAUUAUUGCUGAUUAUGAAAGAUAGAUAUAAGAACUAUUAAAAGAAUUGGAAAAACUUAGAAAUGCAAAACCCUUUGAUGAUAGAAUGUUAAAAAGAUAAAUAUAAGAUUUAUAAUCAUUAAUAGUUCUUAUGUGUGCUGAAAUUGAAGCUCUUAGAGCAAAAGUUAGAUGAG